AUGUCCCACCGCCUCGCCCAACUCAACACCCACCUCAACUACCCAGCCGGCCUCCUCGCCAACCAAGUGGCCAUCAUCACCGGCUCGGGCCAGGGCAUCGGCGCCGAAGCCGCCCGGCUGUUCGCCAACGAAGGCGCAAAGGUCAUCAUCGCAGACAUUGACGCAGACAAAGCCUCCGCCGUCGCGGACAGCAUCAACCGCGCGGGCGCCGGCCGCGCCCUCGCCGUCCCCGGCGAUAUCCUCGACGCCGACUACAUCGGCGAGCUGGUGCAGAAGGCCGCGGCGUUCGGGGACGGCAAGAUCCAUAUUAUCGUGAAUAAUGCCGGGUUUACGUGGGAUGGGGUGAUUCAUAAGAUGACGGAUAAGCAAUGGGAGACGAUGCUGGCGGUGCACAACACGGCGCCGUUUAAGCUGGUGCGCGCGGCGGCGCCGUAUUUCCGGGUGCGCGAUGGGGAACCGCGCGUGGUGGUGAAUAUUAGUAGUACGAGUGGGAUCUAUGGGAAUGCUGGACAAGCAAACUACGCCGUGGCCAAGGCCGGGCUGGUCGGGCUGACCAAAACCAUCGCCAAGGAAUGGGGCCCCGCGUACGGCGUGCGCGCGAACACCAUCGCCUUUGGGUUCGUCACGACGCGGCUGACGGCCGCGAAGGAGGAGGGCGCGUUCAUCACCACGGCGGACGGGACCCAGGUGGCGCUGGGAAUCCCCGGGAAGCAGCUGGCCGGCCGCAAGGGCGCGGCGGAGGGCGGGCAGGCGUAUCCGGAUAUCCCGCUGGGGCGGCCAGCGAGCCCGGAGGAGGCGGCGCGGUCCAUUCUGGGGUCAGUCAAACAGUAUGGUUGGCUCGUGCUUUCGUACAGAUAG
This is a messenger RNA of Aspergillus clavatus NRRL 1, 858 nucleotides long. Its product is annotated as SDR family NAD(P)-dependent oxidoreductase. The record is from RefSeq and is a predicted model, not a curated record. Bases 1 to 858 code for a protein of 285 amino acids. The transcript is spliced from 5 exons. Lineage: Eukaryota; Fungi; Ascomycota; Eurotiomycetes; Eurotiales; Aspergillaceae. Gene Ontology annotation, molecular function: oxidoreductase activity.